Molecule: messenger RNA, 1316 nt
Organism: Lycium barbarum (goji berry)
Lineage: Eukaryota; Viridiplantae; Streptophyta; Magnoliopsida; Solanales; Solanaceae
Exons: 5
Coding region: 294-1064 (256 amino acids)
Source: RefSeq, a predicted model, not a curated record
AUGCAUUUUAAUUGUAUCUGGGAAAGAAGCUUAAUUUGGCUUUUAAAUUCAUCUCUCAUGAAUUGAAUAUACAUAUACUGCUGCAAGAAUCUAACUUUACUUGGAAAAGAUAGCAAUUUUGUUGAAGCCAUUCUCUUUCUCAUCCAUUUUGAGCUUCUGGUAAGUAUCCGUUUAGCCAAUCCAAGUUAGCAAGUUUUAUCUUGAAGGAUCUGGAUGGACUAACACCAAGUUUUCAGUCUAGGACUGUGAAAUAAUAACACAAAGGAGUCGAGUUUUCUGUACAAUCAUUUACAAUGUCUAUCUUAACGAAGUUACGCUGCAUCACAGUUGAUGUUACCGGCACACUCAUUGCUUACAAAGGAGAGCUGGGUGACUAUUAUUGCAUGGCAGCCAAAGCUGCUGGGCAGCAAUGUCCUGACUAUAAACGGGUUCAUGAGGGUUUUAAACUAGCCUAUACAGAAAUGGCAAAGAAGCAUCCAUGUUUUGGAUUUCAUGAAAAGAUUCCUAACAUUGUGUGGUGGAAGACUUGUGUCAGAGAUUCCUUUGUUCAGGCAGGUUAUGAAUAUGAUGAGGAGACAUUUGAGAAGAUAUUUAGACGCAUAUAUGCUACUUUUGGUUCUUCUGCACCUUAUAGCAUAUUUCCUGAUGCUAAACCGUUCCUCCGAUGGCUCCGUGAGAGCGGCGUUACGGUUGGUCUGGUCAGCAAUGCUGAGUAUCGGUAUCGGGAUGUAAUUCUUCCUGCAUUAGGCUUGAAUCAGGGAUCUGAGUGGGACUUUGGUGUAUUCUCCGGUCUUGAAGGUGUAGAAAAACCGGAUCCAAGGAUAUAUGAGAUUGCCUUGAAGAAAGCGGGAAAUGUAGCACCUGAAGAAGUAUUGCACAUUGGAGAUAGCUUCAGGAAAGACUACUUACCCGCGAGAAGUGUUGGGAUGCAUGCUUUAUUGUUGGACAGGUUCAAGACUGCUGAUGCUGUCAAUUGGAAGAAAGAUGGUGCCACUGUGCUGCCCGACUUGACCGCUACCAAAGACUGGCUUACCUCUGAGGAACUGAAAUGCAGUGGCAUGUGAAGCUUUGUAUGAGUUCUUUGAUUAUUUUCUUGUCUUUAAUAGUAGAUUUGUAUUACAAGAAUGCAAAAAUGAGUAUGAGUUCUAUGAAUGUGAUGAUGAUGGAUUUGGUUUAACAUGCCACAUUUUGUGUUAAAUCGUCCGUCUUUCUUCUUUCUUUGUGGAAAGCAUUGCUACUCCACGAAAGCAAUGCUAGCUUUGUUGUGGAUGCAAUUGAAAUUUUAAGAAAUGAGGUAAAUUGCAUACUUGCCACCA